AUGAGUAGCAGCACAACUCCCUUUAGUGCCGACUCGAACAAUAUCAUGUUCAAUUGUUUGAGGUGUUCCUUGAGUCUCGUUGCUGAGAGCGGGCGAGAGAUUCAAUUUUCUCAUCAAACUCUUGCUGCAAGGACUGCCUUAUUUGAUUUAACUUUUCUUCAAACUGCAUCUCCAUUUUAUGCAAGGCCUCCUGGCUGCAAGAGUCGAGCAGUGGUCCUUCGUGAUGUUGGACCAAAACAUUUUGGCUUAUAUGUGGAGGAGAGGAAGCUGAAUGUUCUUGAGGUGGUUGUGGGAUCAAAGCUAGCAAUGCCUUAUAUUGUUGUGGUGAAAAGUGAACUUCCUGUGACUCAUGAGGAUAUGCGAUCAGACAUUGUUAUAUUGCUCGUUGAAUCCUCGAAGAAACUGCAUCGCUCGAUCUUGGAGCUUUCGUUGGGCAAUAAUGCCCAGUACAGAACAUGA
Messenger RNA from Sphenostylis stenocarpa, 459 nucleotides. The record is from the annotation of a GenBank genome assembly. NCBI's taxonomy places the organism in Eukaryota, Viridiplantae, Streptophyta, Magnoliopsida, Fabales, Fabaceae.